AAAUCGUCCAUUUUCGUAGCGUUCACGUGUGAGCGAUGUGAAUUGUGAGUUAUUAGUUUAGAAACAUGGCUAUGCUAGCAGGCCCUCGACGUAAACAGAAAGUAAUAAAUCUUCGUGCAAAGAAUAAUGCUUGGAGCAAUGACUCAAACAAAUUUGGUCAGCGUAUGUUGGAAAAAAUGGGGUGGAGUUCGGGCAAGGGGUUAGGAGCAAAGGAAAAUGGCAUUGUUGAACAUGUAGUCGCUAGAUACAAGAACGAUGAAAAAGGACUAGGUUUUGAAGAUAAGAAUGAUCAGUGGACUAAGCAUGAAGACGAUUUCAAUGCUUUGUUAUCAAAUUUAUCAAAAGAUAAAGGUGACGAUGAAAAGCUCCACAGUGGUGUUUCUUUAGAACAUAAAUCUAAAAAAAGUAAAGCCAGGGUGCAUUAUCAUAAGUUUACACGAGGCAAAGAUUUGACUCGAUACAGUGAAAAAGACCUAGCCAAUAUCUUUGGAAAGAAAAGCCUUAAAAUAACAGAAGAAACUGAAAAAAAGGUUGCAAACAAUGAGAUAAUAGAAACUGAACUGAAGUUCAGUGAAAAAGGCAGCAUGGAGGAUUAUUUCAAACAAAAAUUAUUAGCAUUCAAAUCCAAAUCUAAAAUUUUAGAUGUUAAAUCUAUUGAAAUUCAGCCGACUGAUUCAGAUUACAUGUAUAAAGGCUUUUCAUUAGAUUCUGAUGAAAAUGAACAUAAUUCAAUAGAAAAUUCUAAUCAAAACAUAAUUGAAGAUAAUGUAUUGACAACUAUUAAUGAAAAAUUUAAUGAUAAUAAUGAAGACCAAACUAAGCCACUGAAAAAGAAAAAGAAGUCUAAGAGUAAAAAGAGAGAAUUGACCACACUUUCAACUGAUGUGGAGCAAGACAUACCAUUUAUUGAUGAAAAGGAAAAAAAUUCAAGAAGCCAAGUAAAUGAAUGUGAUUUAAAAUCAACUAAAAAGUCUAAAAGAAAACAGGAAACUGAAGACUCACAGGAAGAAAUACAAGAUACAGUAAUUCCCAAGAAAAAAAAGAAACGAAAAAAUAAAGAGUUAUAUUAAUAUUUAAAUAUUUUUCAAUAAUUGUUUUUUAUAUAGUUGUUUUAUAGUGUAGUUUAAGCUAGUUAAAAAUAGCUACUAUGCAUAUGAUUUUCAUGAGGCCCUAUUCUAUUUGUUGUUAAACGAUAUUUCGGAAAAUUUUAAAUCAUUCUUAUAAUUUUGUUCAAAUUAUGCCCUUGUCAGUGCAUCAGAGGCAGUGUCAGAUUCUACCUUGGUUCCAUUAUAAAUUAUCGGAAAUCGCGUUAAUUAGGAGCCGUAUUAGCAUCUUGAAAAUAAAUUAAAUUUUGUUUUCGAAGAAAAAGAAUAGGCCGUCAGGUGUCAUGUUAAUUCGUACGAGUAGUAAGUAGGUAAUGAAGUAUCCGGUUUUGAAUUGACGAUAGCACAACGUGACGUCAGUGACG
This is a messenger RNA of Diatraea saccharalis (sugarcane borer), 1468 nucleotides long. NCBI's taxonomy places the organism in Eukaryota, Metazoa, Arthropoda, Insecta, Lepidoptera, Crambidae. The record is from the annotation of a GenBank genome assembly.